GCAUGUCACGGACCAAUCAGCGAUCGCCAACGAAACACGACACGGGAGGUCACCAACACCGACAUAAGAAAAGAGAUCUUUCCGAAACUUUGGUUCGAGAAGACGACGAUUUAAUUCUUCAAUUUCUUCGACGACGAGGGGGAAAAUCAUGUACUGCCGGUUCCUGGUUUGGCUGUGUGCCCUUGUGGCGUUGGCGUUUGCCGGUGAAGCCGACGUUCUGGACUUAACCGAUAGCGACUUUGCCACCCGUGUUGCUGAAACGGAAACCACCCUUGUGAUGUUCUAUGCCCCAUGGUGUGGACACUGCAAAAAACUGAAACCCGAAUAUGCAAAGGCUGCUGAACUGCUGCGCGGUGACGAUCCUCCGAUCGCACUUGCCAAGGUCGACUGUACCGAGGGUGGUAAGGACACUUGUAACAAAUUCAGCGUCAGUGGCUAUCCCACGCUGAAAGUGUUCAAGAAUGGCGAAGUAUCGCAGGAGUACAAUGGUCCGCGAGAGGCAAACGGUAUUGCCAAGUACAUGAAAUCGAUUGUUGGCCCCGCAUCGAAGGAUCUGCUGACAGUGGAAGCAUUCGAAGCAUUCCUGAAGGUACAAGAGACGUCCGUAGUUGGUUUCUUCCAGAAGGAGUCGGAUCUGAAGGGCGUCUUCCUAAAGUACGCCGACAGCCAACGUGAACGACUACGCUUCGGUCAUAGCAGUGCACCAGCAGUUUUGGAGAAGCAAAGUGAAACGGAUGGCGUGUAUCUGUUCCGCGCCCGUCAAUUGGCGAACAAAUUUGAGCCGGAUUUUGUAAAGUUCGAAGGAACCACCAAGCAGGAGCUGGCUGACUUCGUGAAGGCCAACUAUCACGGAUUGGCUGGUGUGCGUUCGCGUGACACUACGACCGACUUCAAGAACCCGCUGGUUGUUGUGUACUAUGCAGUGGAUUACGUUAAGAAUCCGAAGGGCACAAACUACUGGCGCAACCGAGUGCUGAAGGUGGCGAAGGAGUUUGCGGGACGUGUUAACUUUGCCGUCAGCGCCAAGGAUGACUUCCAGCACGAGCUAAACGAGUACGGGUACGAUUACACCGGCGAUAAGCCCUUGGUGCUGGCCCGUGACGCGAAGAAUCAGAAGUUCAUCAUGAAGGACGAGUUCUCGGUAGACAACCUACAGGCUUUCGCGACCGAAUUGGAGGAAGGCUCUUUGGAACCGUACGUCAAAUCGGAACCGGUGCCUGAAAACAACGAUGGACCGGUCAAAGUAGCCGUGGCAAAGAACUUCGACGAAGUGGUCGUCAACAACGGUGUUGAUACGCUAGUUGAGUUCUACGCUCCGUGGUGUGGCCACUGCAAGAAGUUAGCCCCGACUCUAGAGGAGCUCGGCACGAAGCUGAAGGAUGAAGCCGUUUCGAUUGUGAAGAUGGAUGCCACCGCUAACGAUGUGCCGUCUCAUUUUGAAGUUCGUGGUUUCCCGACGCUGUACUGGUUGCCCAAAGAUGGCAAGACCAGCCCGGUUCGCUACGAAGGUGGCCGCGAGGUGGACGACUUCGUGAAGUACGUCGCCAAGCAUGCGUCGAGCGAGUUGAAGAGCUUCGACCGUGCCGGCAAUGCGAAGAAGACCGAACUGUAAUCUCUUUCACUUUUCCGUUCAGCCAUCGGCAGCCUUCGAAAGGUGGUUUUCUAAGUUUUACUAUUUUCCAACUCAAUAGUUUGGGAUGGUUACGCAUGUUCAGGCAUUCCAUAGGCUGCAGAUUUCAUUCGUUUUCUUCAGAUCUGUCCAACAUAGUUCAUUUUGUCACCUUUCUUUUUUGUACGUGCGCUAGCCACCGUUCAUUGUCGUAAGAUUAAGCAUGUAGGAUCGAAACACAACAAAAAUACAACCGCUCGGUGAUACAGAGAACAAAUAGAACGUCGUCCUCUCAGCCAACACUUAUCGAAUACUAUGACUUAGGGCGGUACGGUAUCAACAGAACGAACGAACAACAAUACACAUAGCAGUGAAGAGAUGCUGCUGUGUGACGCACGGGCCCCGAGGACGAACCGCAUUUAGGACUGAACAAAAAUCUGUUUUCUAGAUUUAAUUUUUCUCUGGCUUAUCAUAGCACUUCAGGGUACGAUCCGGACAAGGCAAAAGGUAUAAAUAGAAAAACACCACAGAUAAGCACUUCUCUCGGAAUGCAGCAAUCUCCCUUCCUGCAGUGCAUGUUUGGGAAAUGGAAGUUUGUUUAAUGUCGAAUAUUUGGAGAACAUGCUGUUUUUGUCCGGUUCAUUUGUUUCCAUUCUUAUUUCUCCUAUAUCAUUGCGUAUGUACUGCGAAAAAGCAUUUUUUUAAAUAAACAGAAAGGAACUAACAAUAUU
Molecule: messenger RNA, 2340 nt
Organism: Anopheles moucheti
Lineage: Eukaryota; Metazoa; Arthropoda; Insecta; Diptera; Culicidae
Product: protein disulfide-isomerase A3
Exons: 3
Coding region: 149-1612 (487 amino acids)
Biological process (GO): protein folding; response to endoplasmic reticulum stress
Cellular component (GO): endoplasmic reticulum
Molecular function (GO): protein disulfide isomerase activity
Source: RefSeq, a predicted model, not a curated record